UUCGCGCCCCGCGCGUGCCCGUGUUUUCUUGCCAUAUGCAUACCGAGCAUCGAUCGUAACCUGUUUACCGCAAACAACAUUAAUACAACCUCAAAACCGACAUGCAUAUCGCGAAACAAUCGUAAACAUAACUCGCUACAUAACAAACUCAAUCCGCAGUGUGAACUCUGAAGCUAUAAAAUUAAUGUGUGAAUGCCACGGUCCACAGCCUACGCAGCCGGCAGCGUUCCCCACCUCCGUUCAUUCAAGGACCAGCCGUUGAACCCAUGUUGCCACAACUAUAGUAUGAUCGCAAUCCUCGUGAUUUGGAAAUGUGCCUAGAAAUCAACACGGACCGAUGGGACUGAGCCGAUGAUUCGCGAAUUGGUGUCAACGACAAUGUCAAUCAGGCAAAAUUCAGGCGAAUUCACUAAACACAAACAACAACAACUAGGUAAACAGGGCCCGGAACCGGUCAACUUUCCACCGCGCUAUCAUCCGCCGCCACCUGCCGCUGCGGGCUCGAAACUAGCCACUACAGACGCAUCCGCUAAAGAGUUUAAACCUCCGAACGCUGUAAAACAUAAUAUAGACCACACAAAAUUACAAUAUCCAGCGGGCAUUCAAAGUUCUAUGCCUGUACUAUAUCCUAGUGGCUCUUAUCCGCAAGUGAAAUAUCUCCAGGGUUACCCAAUUGGAUACCCUGUGCCGGCGGCUGCCCUCCGCGCUUUAAGACCUCCAGGUGAGAUUAUAACGAAAGCAAUUGUUCACGAGCCCGUGGAGACAACGGCACGGGCGAGAAGCGCCGACGACACGCAACGUGUGCAACGUAAUUUAGAAGAAGAGCAAAUUCAUAGGCGAUCUGCUGACAUGCUCAAGUUCACAAAGCGUAUUGAAUCGGAUGGCUCCAGGCAACCAACUGACCAAAGGCGGCAAAUUCAAACACUAUUAGAUGAAAUAAAAGCAUUAAAGGAGGCCAAUCGACGUUUAAGUGAAGAUAACCAAGAACUUCGUGACCUGUGCUGUUUUUUGGAUGACGAUCGACAAAAAGGAAGGAAGUUGGCGCGGGAAUGGCAAAGAUUUGGUCGGUAUACAGCUUCUGUUAUGCGACAAGAGGUAUCAGCGUACCAGAGUAAAUUGCGGGAGUUAGAUGACAAACAGCAGGAGCUAAUUAGAGAUAAUUUAGAAUUAAAAGAAUUGUGCCUUUAUCUCGACGAAGAACGUGAGAGAAGUACGUGUCUUAACUGUGGAAGAACUGCUGGGAGAGAAAGAGACGACGGUGAUGGCAGCAGUAGUGGCACAAAUGCCGAGGAGAUAGCGCGACCCCCUGUUUCUACGGUGUCUAUGACACAUCCGCAACUGGCAGAGCGUACAGUUCAGUAUGUUCGAGAUUUGGAGCAAAAAGUAAGACGUUUAGAGGCAGAAAAGGGUGUGGGAAGUGGACAUAAUGAAAGACCGGAAGCCGUUGUUCGUGCUCUUCAAGUAUUAGAAGUAAGAGAAAGAGUAGAAAGAGAAAGAAGAAGGCCAGCACCAGAUUUAGACUCUGGUGAACAGGCACUAGUGCGAGAAAUGUGUAACGUAGUUUGGGGUAAAUUAGAAGAGGCUCCACCCCAAGCCCCGCCACGUUGAUUAUUAUUGGUGUUGAUGUGUGACAAGAAAAAGGUCGUUAAUCAAGGGAGUGAAAGAAAUCUGUUUAAAAUUCACCAUUUGAUUGGAAUUUAACUCGAUUGAGGUCAUGGUGAGCGAAGUCGACCGCAUGACCUACAGACUUAGGUACCGGCCUUGUUUAUCAAUCAGUUGUACCUUGUAACUGAACAUUUAGUUGUUAAUCAUAAACUUUUAUUGAUAGUUAAGAAACGCGUACUAGCUUGCCAGAAACAAACUAAUUUGUUGCCUAAAGAUUUUGACAAAAAAUGAAACCUUAAAGUACAAAAUUAGUAAUAAGUGUAUGGAGUUAUAAUCUUUGUUCCAGUUGCUUUUGUUAUAAAUUAAAAUUGCUUCGACCUUGUAAGAUCUAAUGCCAUAGUAUUGUUCCGUGCUAUGAUAAUUCCUUAAUGUAAGCUAUUAUUAUAAUAAUGCCUAUAGUUUUGUUAUAUUAAAUUUUAAGACGGACAUUAGGUUUAAUGAGGCUAAUGUAAGUUAUAAAAUCUGUGAUUGGCAGUUGUUUGAAUGAGCUGGACUUAAUAUUACACAAAAAGUACAAUUAUGUGAAAUGUCUGAAAGUAGAGGUAUUUUUUAGAUUUCGAGGUAAUUUGGACCACUUUUAUUAAAUACAUUAUAACAAUUAAUAUUGAUUACUAAGUCCAUAUCUUUACUUAUUUAUUAUACAAAUUUAUUUAAACACGUAUUGCGUUUAAACAAGGCUCGUUGGAAAGAGGUACCACUAAAAAUUUUGUUCCUAAACUUAUGCCUGAUAGUAGUAUCUUACUACUUUUAAAUAAACAACAAGGUACAAAAAGUUGCUAUUAUUACACAUUUAAGUUGAUAUUAGUGCAAAUUGACGAUACUAACACAUGAACUCAAUGGUAAAUUGUGUUUACAUUUAAGUUCAAAUGGGAUUACAAUGGCACAGUAAAUAGGUUACAGACCCAGUCCUACAAAAACAAUAAUUCACACACACGUUCAUACGGACACAUAAAUACAAGUAACACGUGUAAAUGUUACUUUAAGUCUUUAUAUUAUAGGCAUCUUUUAUUAGUUAGGUUUGUCAAAUAUUUUUAUUAGUUACUUUUUGCAGAAAAUUUAAAUGCACGUUAGUAACUUCCAUUUGUACUAAAUAGAACAUUAGUGAUACUUUUUAUGGGUGGCCACCCCCUUUCCAAUGAGUAUGGAAUAUAAUAAAAUGUCUUGGGAAUUCUAUAUAACGUUCUUAUCGCAACUCUUUGUGAUCUUGAAAGUGAAAAAAAAUUGAAGAGCCAUGUAUGAAACGGUGUCAAAAUGACCUAAUGAAUUUGGUGUACAAGUUUACUAUGGAGAAUCCGUCUAGAAACUUCCUAAGGUGCUUAUGGCCAGCAGCAUGGGAACAUGCCCAUACAAAAUUUCUCAGUAGAUGUUCUCAGUGAUCACACUAUAAGCUGUUCAAAAUCCUAAACUGAGCUAUU
Molecule: messenger RNA, 3080 nt
Organism: Pararge aegeria (speckled wood butterfly)
Lineage: Eukaryota; Metazoa; Arthropoda; Insecta; Lepidoptera; Nymphalidae
Gene: Ccdc85
Product: coiled-coil domain-containing protein 85C-B
Exons: 1
Coding region: 352-1608 (418 amino acids)
Source: RefSeq, a predicted model, not a curated record